Clonostachys rhizophaga is the source of this 2076-nucleotide messenger RNA. The record is from the annotation of a GenBank genome assembly. NCBI's taxonomy places the organism in Eukaryota, Fungi, Ascomycota, Sordariomycetes, Hypocreales, Bionectriaceae.
AUGGCUGAAGAUAAGAAGAAGCUUGCGGCCACCUACAUGGGCCUUAUGGCAGAUCUGGGACGCCAUCGCCAGGAGGAGCUUCCACUCAGCAAUGAGCAACGUAAAGGCCCAAGUUAUGAUCCCCUCGGGUCGCGUACGCACUACAACAAGGUCUCCGUUAAAAAAGCAAAGGAGGCAUCGACUGCCUGGUCAAAUUGCGUAAUCAAAGAUGAAGAAACAGAACAGAUGGAGGGUCUGGAAAUGUCAGAAUGUCCAUGGCGGCCUAACAACCCACCACCUGGCAUUCCGGCGCGCCACCAUGGCCUUGCCCCCGAUAAACCUCGUAAAGCUAGUGCACCCAAACGUCCGUUGCAAGAUAACACUAUUUCUUUUGCACCUGUCAACAAGGAGGUGCAGAAGAAGCCGGAACCAGAGGGAAAACCACAGCCCGUGGAAAAGGCCAGCGCUAAGCGAGAUGAUUCGAUCAAUCGCGACCAAGAUCCUACAGCUAGCAACGACAAACUCCCGGGUGAGGUUAGUCUCACAAGCUGUGUCUUUCAAAAUGGCCCCUUAUUCAAUGGAGAGGACAACCCCGUUGCCUACUUUGGGACUUUCAUGAACUAUCCUGGUAGCGGGGGCCCGGAGAGCCGUUUUCCUGUCGAGUUUGAGAUCAAGGUCAAGGUUUCUCCCCCAAGUGCCUGGCUCCAUCUUCGUGCCAGGGGUGGUACGAGAGAGCAUGAUAUAUCUCUACUUGAUACUCCGCAGACGGAGAGCCAAUUCUGUAUUCUAACGACCAAGGGUGGCCCAAAUGCCAGGUACUUUCUUGAGUUUGCGGACCCGGCGGCCACGAAGCUCUUUUCCGCUUGUGUACACAACACUCAGAAGUGGCUGGCGCACACUCGAGAAAAUGCUAUCCCCGAAGCAGAAUCAACAACACCACCGGCUAAAGAGACAGAAGUUUCUCCCAAGGCAGAACCCGAUACAGGCGAAGCACUGUCGACUAAAAAACCGGAGGUUCUCCCCACUGCAAAAUCAGACACAGGCAAAGCACUCUCGACUGGAAAGCCAAAGGUUCUCCCCACUGCAGAAUCAGACACAGGCAAAGCACUCUCGACUGGAAAGCCAAAGGUCCUCCCAACUGCGAAUUUCAACAGAGUCGAGGUUGAAGCCAAGAACAAUCAUCAAGAUCACGUACCCAAGGAAAACCAUCCAGAGCAGCCCAUGAACAACGCAGAGAACGAACCUGAGGCUCUGCCUAAGGCUGAUCAAGAAACAGAGCAGAUUCCAAAUGGCGUAGCCGAGCAGAAGGAAGCUUUGCAUGGUAGCGAGAAGGCAGCGUGCCUUAUCAACAUCACAGAAUCUCUUGCCUCAAACACUUUGGAGAAGAAAGUUUCAAACUCCACUGCUCGCAGGGUCACUGAAAAGGCAUUUGAUGGAUUGUGGGAGGCAGCCGGGGCUCUGUUUUCCACAAUGGUUUUAGCAGGGGAAGGCCAACGGAAGCAGCUUCAUGAGGAGAUCGAGGAGGCACUGGAUGUGAAAUGGCGGGAAAACAAGAUACCGGAGACCUACGGCAAGGUCAAGGAUGCUUUUCUCACAAACCUCCAUUUGUUCAUCGAUAUGAGAUUUGAUCAUAUCAAACAAGCCCUCCAAACGGCCAAUCGUUCGACAAGUCAGCAGGUUCCAGAAUCGAUGAAAGAGUUUCUCAAGCCGAUUUGCUACAAGCCCCAGGACCUCGAGCACCUCAGACCAAAGGCUACGGACUGUCCCGAGGAUAUCAAGAAGGCCAAGUUUCUACCAGAAAAAGGGGCAGCAAAGGCACGCCCAUCGCCAAGAAGUCCAAGCUACUUUGCCAAACAUGAAGCUCCUGAUCCGUCUACAGUUAGCAAGCUCUGGUCGACAGCGCCCUCUUUGACAGGAAAUACAGUAUCGACGCAGGGUGCUGCUGCAACUGCAGCGAAUCAUGGGUCUGCCGGACGGAGUGCCUCCCAAACGUCAGAUGCGCCGCCUGCUUCGUCUCCGGUGGUUAGCCCCCUCCAGGCCACAGCGACUAAGCCGCCACUCCGUGGCCUUGGCUCUUCGAUGUAUGCCAGUAGAUAG